AUGGCCGCUCGGCGAGAAGGCGCAGUCCGUCACGGGCGCGCCGUGACCACCGCUGCAAGUUGUCGCGAGGACACAGGCGAAACGAGGCGCUGCGCACGCCGCGAUGGCCCCGCCCCGACGCUCGACGACCCAGAUGCGCGGCACGCCAUCUUCGCCGCCGAGCCUGAACGAUUUGCCGAACACCGCGACGAGCACGGCGCAGCCGCGAAACACCUGGACGCCAGAGCAGAGCUCGUCGCCGGUGUCCAGCUUGCACAGCUCCAAGAGCCCGCUCUCGUCGAGGUCCGCGGCGACGAUGGCGUUUCCGACGCCCGUCUUACUCGAGCCGCCGCCGCCGCAGUAGAUGAUGCGAGAAGAGGAGGGGCUGUACGUGGCGUAAAAAUCAAGUCCUAUCUUGGCGAGGAAGCCGCGCACCACGCACCUAGCCUUGAAUUUGUCAAAGGAACCAUCGCCUUUUCUCUUGACCUUGAGUACUAUACGAGUGCUCAGGGGAGAUCGCUCCUCUGCAAUUCUCUCGGCGUCAUAUAUGAGGUCCUCAGGAAGCAGCACGUACGGAUUAGAUGGGGAAGUUGCAACAGAGAUGUUCAAGCGAAUCUCCAGAACGACACAGAACGGUUGGGUAUUGUUGGAUGGCCUGGACCUGUUUCAGCAUUCCACCUUCUCCUGAUACGAACGACAAAUGAGGGGUCGCUGGCAGGGCCGUAUCGUUGUGGCCGAACAUCAACAGCACCACGAGAGGACGGGGAAGAGUUGUCAGAGCCAUGGUGUUUGAGGACGUCUGUGUUUACAGGACCAUCGCCACAGAGAUUGUACUCCUGCGGAUUCAAAAAUGAAGUGGAAUCAGACUCGAGGAAGCCGGACCCAGAUGGUGGCGACAUUCUCUGUGAUUCUGAUAUCUCUUCUGUCACAGGAGUAGAGAAAGGAGUGUCUCUCAUUUCCUUGUUAUGCACUAUGGUGAAUAGCAUCAAUGAGGAACUGCUCUGGUGUGAUCAGACUAUUGCCUAUGAAAUUCUGCACAUGGGCUCAUCAUUCGGCUGUCGCCUGGUUUUAGAUCGAAACCUAGCGCUUUGGGUGCAUGCUUCUUCUUGCGGUGUUUCCUGCUGUCUGAGAUGUUAUCCCUUACGUCAGAAGAAGAUAGUUCAGUAUGAGCACCCAAACACAUCAGUGGUCGAGCAUGUAUAUGUAGGAAAGCGGACAGGCUGUGUGUUGACAUAUCACCUCCGAGUAUGUGUGUACAUACAGCGUUGUAGACAAUCGGGAGUAAACGAUGAUGCCCUGGCAGCCUCCACUGUGGUGAAAUAUCUAUGGACAGGCGCGUUAGGGCUUUCAUGCCUGUGAGUGACAUCAAUGAUUACAUUCAUGUCACUGGUGAUGGUGGGUGCCGGACCAGAUGUGAGAUAACCUGUAGUACCCUUCUUCUUGUUUAAGUAGUUCAUAGCAUCCUCAAAUAGGAUUUCUCCCCCGGGUGCAAGGCGCGCGCUCCGCGGCCUUGCAUUCAUUGCGUCGACUACCUGCUGGCGAGAGACAGAAGACGAAGAGUGGGAGAGGCUACAGGCGAAGUAUAUUCCCUGAUCGCCAGUACGGGCGCCAAAAUACACAUCGCAU
Messenger RNA from Aureococcus anophagefferens, 1605 nucleotides. RefSeq lists its product as hypothetical. Bases 1 to 1338 code for a protein of 445 amino acids. The transcript has 15 exons. The record is from RefSeq and is a predicted model, not a curated record. Lineage: Eukaryota; Pelagophyceae; Pelagomonadales; Pelagomonadaceae.